Molecule: messenger RNA, 3576 nt
Organism: Triplophysa dalaica
Lineage: Eukaryota; Metazoa; Chordata; Actinopteri; Cypriniformes; Nemacheilidae
Product: protocadherin alpha-C2-like
Exons: 4
Coding region: 440-3439 (999 amino acids)
Biological process (GO): homophilic cell-cell adhesion
Cellular component (GO): plasma membrane
Molecular function (GO): calcium ion binding
Source: RefSeq, a predicted model, not a curated record
UCGUAUUCUAUACAUCGCAUUAAAAUAUCCUUUUCUCACGUAUAUGUGUUUUAAUGCUUCCGGGCGAAUCGGGUGCGAUUGUCGGUGUUUUCGUUGGAAGGUGUUGAAAUGCAGUUAGCUGCGCUGGUUUGUGCUGCUCCCAUCCCCCGCCUGUACAGCACACACACAGAGAGUGAGGGAGAGAGAGAGAGAGAGAGAGACAGCACCCGUGUGAGGGGAAACAAGAGUCAGCUUCGCGGAGAGGAGGAAAAAGAGCUGGGGCGCAGACUAAAGUAAAACAUGGAUGAAGCAGGAAAACGUUUGUGUAAAAAGGCACGAGAAGUGGAGACUUUGGUCAUCCUGCACGAAGUCUGACCGUUUUUGUUUUUCCUGUCUUAGAUGCCGUGUUUGGAAGCUGUUGCGCGGUUUUUAAUCCGUCUGUGGAUGUUGCCAGCUUGCGAUGGCUGUUGCUGGGCGAUGUAGCUUCGUAAAAGAGAACGUGCCUCUUUGUUUUUGUUUCUUCAUUGUUUUAUUGAGUGGCCUUACAAAUGCACAGAUUCGCUACACUAUUCAGGAGGAGAUGGAAAGCGGUACCCCCGUCGGGGAUCUCGUUCGAGAUCUUGGACUGGAGCUGAAAAAGCUCAAUGCGCGUCGGAUCAGAAUCAGCUCCGACAGUGCGAGGCGAUACUUCAACAUCAACCAAAAAACGGGUAAGCUCGUUGUAAGUGAGAGGAUUGACCGCGAAACGCUGUGUGAAUUCAGCGGAACAUGCACUCUAAGCCUCGACGUGGUGUUAGAGAACCCAUUUGAGCAGCACAACGUGGAUGUUGAGAUUCUGGACGCAAAUGACAACUCGCCGCUAUUCCCACGAGAUGAGUAUCAGUUGGAGAUCUCCGAGGGCGCACAGCCAGGCGCGCGGUUUUCCAUUGAGGGCGCGCAGGAUUCUGACGACGCCUCAAAUUCCGUGCGCCAUUAUCGCCUCACCUCAAACGAACACCUGGCCCUAGACUCAACCAAACCAUCUACAGACGGAAAGCACGUAGAGUUGGUGCUGAAAAAACCUUUUGACCGUGAGCUCUUGCAGGCGCACCAGUUUCUUAUUACAGCGACUGAUGGUGGAUCUCCUCUGCGCUCGGGCACAGCCAGAAUCAACGUGCGAGUUUUGGAUACAAAUGACAACGUGCCAGUGUUCGACAGUUCUGUAUACAAAGUGAAACUGAAGGAAAACUCACCUGUUGGCGCGCUUGUGAUUAAAUUAAAUGCAACAGACAGGGAUGAGGGCUCCAACGGAGAAGUAUAUUAUUCAUUUAGUUCCUACACGCCAGAGAGAGUAAGACAGAUGUUUUCUAUAGACACGGAAAGUGGUGAAAUUAGAGUUAAAAGCAAAGUGGACUACGAGGAAACCUACAGCUAUGAGAUGUAUAUACAAGCUGCAGACAGAGGCAGUGGGGCGGUUGCUGUGCACUGUAAAGUGGUGGUGGAACUUCUGGAUGUGAAUGAUAACCCUCCUGAAAUUGUGUUGUCGUCACUCUCCAGCCCAGUUCGAGAGGAUGCUCGGGCAGACACUGUGGUGGCUUUAAUUAGCAUAAAUGACAAAGACUCUGGUCAAAACAAACAGGUCAGUUUAGACAUCAUUCCCCCACACCUUCCCUUUAAAAUCAAAUCCUUUCGGAACCAUUAUACUAUAGUAACUUCUUCCUUUCUGGAUAGAGAGAUCAUUUCUUCCUACAACGUCACCAUUACAGCCACCGAUGGUGGUACGCCACCUCUCUCUUCAUCCAUGACCGUGCGUGUGGAAGUGGCGGACGUAAAUGACAACCCGCCACGUUUCGAACAGACUUCGUACACAGUUUAUGUUGUGGAGAACAACGCACCCAGCACAGCCCUUUGCGUCAUCAAGGCAACAGAUCCUGACGCUGGUGAGAACGCUCGCAUCACGUACACUGUCCUAAAUGACAACAAUCAUGGUAUUUCUGUGGCAUCGUAUGUUUCUGUCAAACCAGCAACAGGUGAGGUGUAUGCGCUAAGAUCCUUUGACUUUGAAAAGCUGCGCGAGUUUCAUUUCCAGGUCAAAGCUCAAGACAACGGUGUACCUCCAUUGAGCCGCGUGGCGACUGUCUACAUUUACAUCAUGGACUCCAACGACCACAGCCCACAGUUUGUUCACCCGGCAGCGAACGGCUCGAACUCCAUUCAGACAGUUAUGCGUAAUGCAGAGGCAGGCGUGCUUGUGACACGUGUGCUGUCCUGGGACUUGGAUGCUGGAGAAAAUGCCUGGCUUCUGUACAGCCUCCAUCACUCUCCUGAUCUGGAUCUGUUUAAGGUGCACGAGCACACGGGUGAAAUCCGCACCACCCGACGGGUGACAGAGGAUAAUUCCACUGUGUUUGGCCUCACGGUGCAUGUAAGAGACCACGGCUCGCCUCCUCGCUCUGCCUCAACUACGGUCAAUGUCGCCAUCAUGGAACUUCCACCCAAAGUGGGCCCGGACCCGAAACGCAUUAUCAGGCCUCACGGCUCAAUGAUGUUCUCCAAUGUUACUUUGUACCUUAUUAUUGCCCUUUGUGCCACUACCUUUGUCUUUUUGCUCACUGUCUUUGUGUUGGCUAUCGUACGCUGUCAUGCCUACUGCAGCCAGCCAGAUGCUUGUUCCUGCUGUGGGUCGAAGAAGAAGACAACAAUGAAGAAGGCACCCAAAGAUGGUGGCAGUGAAGGAGCAGGGGGUGGCGCUGCAGGUGGAGCCACAGGUGGUGGUGCCAUCACAGUUCAGCAACAGGCAGUGCGUAGGGACCUGAAAGUGGAACCUGCCUACAUUGAAGUCAGAGGGAAUGGCUCUCUGACUAAAACGUACUGCUACAAGACCUGUAUGACAGCCACAUCAGGAAGCGAUACCUUUAUGUUCUACAAUACGGGCCGUCCGCUGAGUGGUACCUGGGGCUCAGGGGCCGACCGUUUCUUCACAGGACAGAGUGGCCAGUUUGUACGUAGACUGAGCAUGCCAGACGCAACAGCCAUACAGCCUAGAGUUCCCAAUACAGACUGGAGAUAUUCGGCAUCGCUCAGAGCAGGAAUGCAAAGCUCAGUCCACAUGGAGGAGUCAUCCGUGAUGCAGGGAGCACAAGGUGUUUUGGUUCAGAACUGGCCCACAGUAUCCAGUGCUGCCGAUAAUGAGGGUGGAGAGGUCUCCCCUCCCAUAGGCACUGGAGUGGACAGCAACAGUUGGCAUUUCCGGUACGGUCCUGGUCCAGGGGGCCCUCCUCCGCACCUGAAACCGGGCGAGGUCCCUCCUGAAGCCUUCAUCAUUCCUGGUUCUCCGGCUAUUAUCUCCAUCCGACAAGGACAAGAUGGUGACGACAAGAGCGACUUUAUUUCCUUCGGAAAAAAGGAUGAAAAGAAGAAGAAGAAAAAGAAGAAGGAAAAGAAGGACAAACGGGAGAAAGGGAAGGAUGACGACGAUUAGAGAGAGUGGAAGAAAAUUCAACAGAGUUCUCAGCAUCAGUCUGGAUGAGAACACAAACGUCUACUUAAUAAUCAGAAAAUUGUGCUUACAUUUUUUUUGCAUGUCUCUAUCCAAAAGCUUUUUAUUAUCCUGUCACA